AUGUCCCGCUCCUACCGCGACCCCCAGACCGAACACAUGGUCCGGCAUACGCACGAUCUGCGCGACGGGUGCAUGAAUGAGCCGGCGGGCGGCGAGACGGCUCAGGAGCGCGCGCAGAACACACCCAAGCAGGUGUCAGAACAUAACGGCACUGAGCUAAGUCCCAAUAACAACAAAUGGGGCACCCAAGUUUUUAGCUCAGUGGUCCAACAGCAGGAACCCAUCGGCGAGGCGCUCUGCCCAUCGCACCUACAGGGCGGGGAGAAGAACGCGCCGGCGCCGGCGCCGGUAGCGGUGCCGACGCGCGGGGCCAAGAUUGACGAUGCUGGCGAGGGCAGGGCGCAGGAGGGCCUGGCGAGUCCCAGUGGGAAGGGCAGCCAGGGGGUUGGAGGGCUGGAGGGCCAUGCGUCGAAGAUGGGCGGAUCAUAA
Molecule: messenger RNA, 429 nt
Organism: Thermothielavioides terrestris NRRL 8126
Lineage: Eukaryota; Fungi; Ascomycota; Sordariomycetes; Sordariales; Chaetomiaceae
Exons: 1
Coding region: 1-429 (142 amino acids)
Source: RefSeq, a predicted model, not a curated record